AAAUGCCAUUUUUCUCAUUCUCAUUCAAGAGCUUUGUUUGUUGUUUGACUGACGUAUUAAGUAGUAACUUUUUUGUUCUAGUUAAUUUAGUAAAAGAGUUUACUAGGACCUCGUUAGGCAUAAACUUAAAAUAAUCCUAUCGCUUCCUAGCUAACGUGUCAAUAGCCUGAAGUUGCUACAUUCCCACAGCACGUUAAGGCGCAUUCAAGGAUAAACUCGGGAGAUGUAGUUUCUACAACUGAUUCAGCUAACGCUUAGAGCAUAAUUUAGAUAAAAAUAUGUCCAGUAUAUCAAUUAUUUCUUGAUAUGAUAUCAUAAAAAUCCCGAAUGGCCUCUGUACUUAAAUUCUGGUUCGCAAGUUUUCUAACUUGUGAUAGAACUGACCUCUGAACUACAAACACUAACCGGAAGUAGUUAAAUGAGAAUUUUUUUUUUUUUGUGGACAACCGGAGAGGUAAGUGUUUAAACCACAAGAAUACAAAGGGCAGGAAGUACGAGACAGCUGUCCUGGUUAUACAGCAACAGAUAACACUGUCAUAUUCCUCUUGACAUGGCGUUUUAUCGAAGUUAAUCUGCACAGCUACAGGUCGAGCUGCAGAUGAGACUUCCCAUUCGCUCCUUUUGCAUCUUCAGGAGUUUACUUUAUCAAGAGCGAAAAACUGACCCACAGCGGCGAGGCUUGAGUGGUGCAGCGAUGCGUCUGGUGCAGUUUCAUCAUCAUGGUGAUGGUGGAAGCGUUAGAGUGGGCGUGGAGCAAGGUGAGGGGCUCGGCGUGGUUGAUCUGAAGGCGUUUGACCCCUCCAUGCCCUCGACGAUGAGGGAGCUGCUGGAGCUGGGAGACAAGGGCCUGGAGUGUGCACAGAGAGCCUUGUCCUCUGGUCAGUGUGUGCUGAAGCGAUCAGACAUCCAGCUGCUGUCUCCUGUGUUGGCCCCAGAGAAGGUGGUGUGUGUGGGUAUGAACUACCGGGACCACUGCCUGGAGCAGAACGCCCCGAUCCCCAAAGAGCCGAUCAUCUUCAGCAAAUUCCCCAGUGCCAUCACCGGGCCAUAUGAUGACAUCAUUCUGCCCACAGAGAGCCAGGAGGUAGACUGGGAGGUGGAGCUGGCCUUCGUCAUUGGGCGAAGAGGAAAAUACAUCAAGGAGGAAGACGCCCUCUCCUACGUGGCCGGGUUCACUGUGGCCAAUGACGUCAGCGCACGCGAAUGGCAGAUGAAUCGCAACGGGAAGCAGUGGCUGCUGGGAAAAACCUUUGACAGCUUCUGUCCCCUGGGCCCUGCAUUAGUCACCACAGAUGCUGUGAAAGAUCCUCACAACCUGAGCAUCCGCUGCCUGGUUAAUGGAGACACAGUCCAGAGCAGCAACACUGAUCAGAUGAUCUUCAAGACGGAGGCACUGAUCGCCUGGGUGUCAAAGUUUGUGACAUUGACUCCAGGUGAUGUGUUCCUGACAGGCACCCCUCCAGGCGUGGGUCUGUUCAGAAACCCUCCCGUCUUUCUCAAGAAAGGAGACGUGGUGGAGUGCCAGAUCGACCAGUUAGGCUCAAUAAUUAACAAAGUCGUCUAAACCUGCUGGGAACACGAACUAUACAUGAAGGAGUAUCAGCUGUUAAACAAACAAAUCAUCCACUUCACACGAUGAAUCAUUAUUUUCAAAAAGUUUAAAGGUUUUUUUUGCAAUGUGUGAAAAUCAGCAGGAACUGUGUUUUGUAAUGAAUGUUUUGUACAUGAUAGUACAGUAACUGAGAAGAAGGCAAAGACGAUAUUUUUACUACACGAAACGGUAUAAUUACAUGACUCAACGUGGUGUUGUACAGCUCGACCCUGGCCAUUGAGGCGUUGUCAUCACUGGUUGUAAAAAUACCCUCCAUCAGCAGCCACCCACUCCUGCUGUAGAAACUGUGAACCCCCUGACUUUUCUUUUCAUAUGAAAAAAAUAUAUAUAUAUAAAGUAUUCCUAAUUAUGCUGAAACAUCCGGCAUGAUGAAUUGAUUAUUUUUCUACUAACUUGGAGCCACUUUCUCAUGAAAAAUAGCAUAUUUCCACUUAUAGAAAAAAUGAAUACAUUUGGAAAUUAUUAGCGCAUCAAAAUGUGUCUCUCACAUUGCCUAGGAGAAAAUACUGUAUAAUUAAACUUCGAUCUUGGUUCUGAUUCAUGUACUUGCUUCAAUUUCUUUUUUCUUAAAUCACUUAAGUUGUUUUUUUUCCCCCACUGACAGGUUGUUUCAGAGAUGUAUCCCCUGACUAAUGGGAUGAGGUGACUUGCUGUACUUGAUACUUUAAUCUACCAUUAUGUCACUGAAUAAUGUCUGAAAUGAUGAUUGAUGAUUAGUAUCUGUCUUUCUCUAGGACACUUAUAUGUCCUAGGUCUACAACCUUAGCUCCAGUAGCCCCAGAAGUUCAUACAUCGGGAAAUGUUUCUGAAUGUGACAACAGAGUCACGACAAAUAAAGACAUUACUGAGAUGAUUUGCAUCAUGCAAAAUGCAAUCACAUCCCCCCUCAGAGUGUAGCAGAGUUUCUCAGACUGGGAUAUUGUUUUGCAAAAUGUGUUUUCUGGCAUGUUAUAUAAACAAUAAACCUGAUUUUACCAAGCUGA
Molecule: messenger RNA, 2595 nt
Organism: Acanthopagrus latus (yellowfin seabream)
Lineage: Eukaryota; Metazoa; Chordata; Actinopteri; Spariformes; Sparidae
Gene: fahd2a
Product: fumarylacetoacetate hydrolase domain containing 2A
Exons: 8
Coding region: 599-1564 (321 amino acids)
Molecular function (GO): hydro-lyase activity
Source: RefSeq, a predicted model, not a curated record